This is a messenger RNA of Hibiscus syriacus, 986 nucleotides long. RefSeq names its product zinc finger protein ZAT1-like. The transcript has a single exon. Gene Ontology annotation, biological process: regulation of DNA-templated transcription. The record is from RefSeq and is a predicted model, not a curated record. Bases 2 to 961 code for a protein of 319 amino acids. Lineage: Eukaryota; Viridiplantae; Streptophyta; Magnoliopsida; Malvales; Malvaceae.
CAUGCUUUUUGGUGAGAGAGAAAAAAGGGUACUUUGUUCUUUGGUUUGCUUCAGUUCUGUGACAAUGGGGAAGCACAAAUGCAAGCUCUGUACUCGAACAUUCUCUAAUGGCAGAGCUUUAGGAGGUCACAUGAAAGGUCACUUAGCCACUCAUCCACUGCCUCAAAAGACGACUCACCAGCACCAACCCAGUGACAGCACUGACUCAUCUUCUUCAUCGGGUGAAGAGCCAGAACUACGAGAAGAGAAAAUCCGAGUUCUUGAAGACAAAUGUUUGGUUUACGGGUUGAGAGAGAAUCCCAAGAAGAGUCUCAGGUUCGUAGAUCCUGGAUUCUCAUUUGCAGUCGAUUCUGGGUCCGUUGUUCAAUAUGCAGAAAGUGAGACCGAGUCAAGAAACCCAACUCAGAGACGAUCCAAGAGAUAUCGAAAGCUGGGAACUAACACUACAACAACAACGGGUGAAAUCAAGAAAACAGAGCUGUUGAGGAAACCCAGUUUGGCCGACUCACUGACUGAGCCAGAACCGGUGAGUUCAGUUUCUGAUACUUCACCUGAACAACAUGUUGCUUUGUGUCUUAUGAUGCUGUCAAGAGAUGUUUGGAAAAGCAAAAACGUGGAACAAAAAUCCGUUCAGGAGUUCAGCAAUAUAAAGAUUCGAUGUGAGAAAUGUAAGAAAACGUUUCGAUCUCAUUACACAUUGGAUGAACAUAAAAGGGUUUGCUCUGAAACCAAGAAAACAGGUAAAGUUGCGGCCGCUGUAGUUGUUGGUUCUAACGACAGCAGGAUAUUCGAGUGCCCAUUGUGCUAUAGAGUGUUCGGUUCAGGACAAGCACUGGGCGGCCACAAAAGGUCCCAUUUGCUUGCUGCUGCAAAUUCAAGCAAAUUUGACAACAAUUUGAUAGAUCUAAAUUUGCCAGCUCCAGUAGAAGAUGAUGAGUUCAGUGUGGUUUCAUUUGCGUAGCUGUUAGGGGAUCGAAUUCACGUGG